Zingiber officinale is the source of this 1281-nucleotide messenger RNA. Its product is annotated as glutamine synthetase nodule isozyme-like. Gene Ontology annotation, molecular function: glutamine synthetase activity. NCBI's taxonomy places the organism in Eukaryota, Viridiplantae, Streptophyta, Magnoliopsida, Zingiberales, Zingiberaceae. Bases 85 to 1152 code for a protein of 355 amino acids. Gene Ontology annotation, cellular component: cytoplasm. The transcript has 12 exons. The record is from RefSeq and is a predicted model, not a curated record.
CUAUAUAAAAUCCACCCCUGCUUCCUCCCUUUCUCCUCAGACUGUUCUGUUCUAUUUCUCGUAUCAUAUUUCAUCUUAGCAGCCAUGUCUUUUCUCACGGAUCUCAUCAACCUCAACCUCUCCGAUAGCACGAAGAGUAUCAUCGCCGAGUACAUAUGGGUUGGAGGGUCUGGCAUUGACAUAAGGAGCAAGGCAAGAACACUUCCGGGCCCUGUGAGUGAUCCAAGCAAACUUCCAAAGUGGAACUAUGAUGGUUCAAGCACUGGCCAAGCCCCUGGUAAAGACAGUGAAGUGAUCCUACAUCCCCAAGCUAUUUUCAAGGAUCCUUUCAGGAGGGACAACCAUAUCCUUGUCAUGUGCGACUGCUAUACACCGGCAGGAGAGCCAAUCCCUACCAACAAAAGAUACAAUGCCGCGAAGAUAUUUAGCCACCCUGAUGUUGUUGCUGAAGAACCUUGGUAUGGUAUAGAGCAGGAGUACACUCUCCUUCAGAAGGAUGUCAAAUGGCCUCUUGGCUGGCCGGUCGGAGGCUUCCCGGGUCCUCAGGGUCCAUACUAUUGUUCAGCUGGUGCUGAUAAAGCUUUCGGGCGCGACAUCGUGGAUGCUCAUUACAAAGCCUGUCUUUACGCAGGGAUCAACAUAAGUGGCAUCAAUGGGGAGGUGAUGCCAGGCCAGUGGGAGUUCCAAGUAGGGCCUUCAGUUGGCAUUUCUGCUGCUGACCAAAUGUGGGUUGCUCGUUACAUUCUUGAGAGGAUCACUGAGGUUGCUGGAAUAGUGCUGUCUUUUGACCCAAAACCAAUUCAGGGCGAUUGGAAUGGUGCUGGUGCUCACACAAACUACAGCACCAAAUCCAUGAGAAAUGAUGGUGGAUAUGAAGUGAUCAAGAAGGCUAUAGAGAAGCUUGGAAAGAGGCACAAGGAGCACAUUGCAGCCUAUGGCGAAGGCAACGAACGCCGACUUACCGGUCGUCACGAGACUGCAGACAUGAACACCUUCAUCUGGGGAGUAGCAAACCGCGGAGCAUCUAUCCGUGUCGGUCGUGACACGGAAAGAGCUGGCAAAGGUUAUUUUGAAGACAGAAGGCCUGCUUCCAACAUGGAUCCAUAUGUUGUCACUUCCAUGAUUGCAGAGACUACCAUCCUGUUGGAAUAAUGCAGAGUUGCUUCUAAUGGUGGAAUGUUGGUCUUGCUCACUUUGUGUUUUUGCAUGUGAUGGUUGCUAAGUUACAGUUCUUGUCUUGAAUAAUAGAAAUAAAUGUACUUCCUGUGUGAGCUUAUCUCA